Molecule: messenger RNA, 1647 nt
Organism: Dipodomys ordii (Ord's kangaroo rat)
Lineage: Eukaryota; Metazoa; Chordata; Mammalia; Rodentia; Heteromyidae
Gene: Nfyb
Product: nuclear transcription factor Y, beta
Exons: 8
Coding region: 502-1119 (205 amino acids)
Biological process (GO): regulation of transcription by RNA polymerase II
Cellular component (GO): nucleus; CCAAT-binding factor complex
Molecular function (GO): RNA polymerase II cis-regulatory region sequence-specific DNA binding; protein heterodimerization activity; DNA-binding transcription activator activity, RNA polymerase II-specific
Source: RefSeq, a predicted model, not a curated record
UUCCCCCCCCCCCCAAAGCUGCCCUAACUUUUUUUUUUUUUGAGGUGCGAGGAAGCAAUUUUUCUGGGUAGUUGGGAUUUAGCAAUGAUUCAGAAACCUAAGCAAUUACUUUUAAGAUUAUAGCUGAUGUCAGGCCGUCUUUGCUGCCUGGACCCUUAAUGGCAUUUUAAAGUUUUAGUUCAAAGGCUAUAAUUUUUUCCCCUGCUAUUUAUGCUUGAAUGUAAACCCUUACUUCUUGUAAAAUUAACGCUGAAAGGAUGUGUUUUCGAAUCACUCUCCCCAUUCCUCUCUAUUUUUUUUUUAACUUGAGAAAAGGAAAAGUACAUAGGACAAAUGAAGACUGGUAGGCCCUUGUGGUCUACAUUUCUAAUCCCCAGCACUGCGGAGGCUGACGAAGGAGGUUUCCAAGUUCCAGGCCAGUUUGAGCUUCAAAGUUGAGACACGUUUUUAGACAGUUGUUAAGUGCCACUGACAACACUGUUCUGACAGUAUUUCAUUACCAUGGAUGGCGACAGUUCUACAACAGAUGCUUCUCAACUUGGGAUUUCUGCCGACUAUAUUGGAGGAAGUCACUAUGUUAUUCAGCCUCAUGACGAUACUGAGGACAGCAUGAAUGAUCAUGAAGAUACCAAUGGUUCAAAAGAAAGUUUCAGAGAACAAGAUAUCUAUCUUCCCAUUGCAAAUGUGGCUAGGAUAAUGAAAAAUGCCAUACCUCAAACAGGAAAGAUUGCAAAAGAUGCCAAAGAAUGUGUUCAAGAAUGUGUAAGUGAAUUCAUCAGCUUUAUAACAUCGGAAGCAAGUGAAAGAUGCCAUCAAGAGAAGCGGAAGACAAUCAAUGGGGAAGAUAUUCUUUUUGCCAUGUCCACUUUAGGCUUCGACAGUUAUGUGGAGCCUCUGAAAUUGUACCUUCAGAAAUUCAGGGAGGCUAUGAAAGGAGAGAAGGGCAUUGGAGGAGCAGUUACAGCCACAGAUGGACUAAGUGAGGAGCUCACCGAGGAGGCAUUUACUAACCAGUUGCCAGCUGGCUUAAUAACUGCAGAUGGUCAGCAACAGAAUGUCAUGGUUUACACAACGUCUUAUCAACAGAUCUCUGGAGUUCAACAAAUUCAGUUUUCCUGAUCUGAAGAUAUGGUGGAGUAGGUACAUAGUGGAGCGAGUGUACAGUUCUGGAACAGAGGCAGUAGAGGGCGAUGACUGUGAAAAGAUGUCUCUUUGUACAUUAAGUAGCUGUAAUGUAGCUUCCUGAUGCUUGAGUAAUUGAGGUGUUAAUUCUGACUUGAGAAUCUUUUUCAUGAAUAAUUUUAAAGAAAAAUUUGGAUUUUAAAGGUAUUAAAAUAUUUUUGUUUUGUACGAGAGUUUGUUGCUCUGUAUGACGCCUGUAUGCAUUGUAUAUUGCAAUUUAUUACUGUCAGAGAUUUGUAGACAGUUUCUUAUUUUCAUAUUGAAUCAUGUUAUUUUGUAAUUCAAGUAAGCAGCUGGGUUAAUUCAUGAUGUUUGCCCUUUUAAUAAAAAUAGAAGGGUAGAGCUCAUUUUGAAUGCAAGUUGCCUUUCUUAUAAAUUUGAGUUUGUCUUGGCCAUAUAAUAUCGUGCAUGGUAGCCUAGCUAGAUUUUUAGUAUAUGCUGUAUUUAUUGAGAUUACUUUUUUUU